Molecule: messenger RNA, 1494 nt
Organism: Melampsora larici-populina 98AG31
Lineage: Eukaryota; Fungi; Basidiomycota; Pucciniomycetes; Pucciniales; Melampsoraceae
Exons: 6
Coding region: 1-1494 (497 amino acids)
Source: RefSeq, a predicted model, not a curated record
AUGUGGUCUUUAUCAGGGUUUCAAAUCCUUCAGAAGCCUCUCCCCCCUCCAAAACCGGGGGUCAUGUGUGGUUUUGUUUGUCCUGAUGUGGGAUGCAAGCGUGAAUGCAAGUACUUUAAAAAAACUGGAUAUGAUCAACUCAUUGGUAUCAGAUGUUUGUCUGGAGCUCGAGGUGCAUAUAUUGUCAGCCCUUUCUUGGAGCACGUUGAAAACGAAAUCAAGAAGUACAACUUGAGCUGGAGAUCAGAUUCACACUGGAACCUUCCCUCAACCCUCUCCAACCUCCUCUUACUUCCACCUACUCCAACACUAUCAGACACCCAAGUCCCAAUUGUCCAAGGAACGCGUCUCGGAUUUGAUGGUCGUACAGCUGAAGGACAUCAAAAAAGUCGAAAGAUCAGCCCGAAGUGCAGGAAUGCUCUAUGUGCCGCAUGCUGUUGCAAGCUUGCUAUAACAUGCUUGUAUCAUCAACCACCAAACCAAACACUAGCUAACUCAACUCCAAUUGUAGCAUCUCAAGAUUUAACUGGCCGAGCUAUUGCAAGCCUCCCACCCCGACGAGUUCGCCCCGUGUUACAGUGCGCACAAGCAAAUAGACACAUUGGCAAGUACCUGAGUCAAGAGGAAGGUGAUCUGAUCAAUUCUACGCAAAGACUCUCUGAGAGUAGACGAAUUACUCAUCUGAGUCAAAGCUCCAAAAUGGCCAAGGUUCUACACGAAGCUGCUGAGGAAUUACUUGGACCACGGUGGGGAUUGAAGCCAUGGGUCUGCCAAUCACCUUCAGAUUGGUGUAUGACUGAUUCGAGCAUGAGUUUCAACUACAAACCUACACCAACCAAACUCUUAAUUCGAGGAGUCAAUGUCAGCUUGGUCGAUUGCAACCUCCGAGAAACACCUCCGAUCUCAAUCCACUUAUCUCCACCUCGCUCCAGUCUCAAUACAAGCGAUCUAUUUGCCAGACAGGUCCCAUUGGAUGGAUGGGGUUCAGAUAUUGAAUUAAUCGAUCCACCAAUCGCAUCUACAUCCUCUACAUCUUCCCAUGCGACCAACAGACAAAAAAUCAACGUUAUUGAAUCAAGCAAUCCACCAAUCGCUUCUACAUCUUCCCAUGGACCUAAAAAUCAAAAAAUCGAAAUGGAUCCAACUUCUGAUUCUGAAUCAUCAGUUAUAAUCAUUAAAAGAGGUAAAAAAAUCAAAACUAACAAGACAGAAUGGCCUGGUACAACACUCAAGCUGUCAGAGAUUUUGAUAUGGUGUUCAAAAGCACCCAAAUCAUCUCUGCGAGGUGUAGGUGUUCAAGCCUGGGUGGAGUGUUUUGGUGAUCGGUUUGAGCAAAAGAUGAAGACAGCCUAUGGUUAUUGCGAGUGGGUUGAACUGGUUAUGAUCAAAACAUUGAAAAGGUGGGAUUUUAAUGGGGAUCGGACCGUCAAAGAAGGAACAAAGGCCUUCCAUGUUGAGUUUCAGAUGGCAAAGCGCUUGGCAAAAUCGAUCUAA